Cylindrotheca closterium is the source of this 1389-nucleotide messenger RNA. NCBI's taxonomy places the organism in Eukaryota, Bacillariophyta, Bacillariophyceae, Bacillariales, Bacillariaceae. The record is from the annotation of a GenBank genome assembly.
AUGAGGAAUCCGAGACGGAAACGUGGAACAUUUGGAAACGAUGAUGCCGAUGUCGCGGCAGGAAGGAGCAUACCUUCGGCUCCCAAUUCCAGCAAUACGAUAUCGUCGGCAUCAGACCUUGAUUUCUUUGAGGAUUUGGUUUCAGAACCUGUGCUAGUGUUAGGUGUUGACAUUUCACACCUUUCAAGAAGUGGACAGUUUGUAGUUUGCGCCACUGGUGUAUUUUGCUUCACACUGCUGUACGGGUAUCUGCAAGAGUUGCUGUCAGUGGAACUUUGUAGCCGUCAACUCGGGCUCUUCCUUGCUACAUUCCAGUUCACAGGGUACACAAUUCUGUCAUUUAUUCUUCGAACCUUUGUGUACAGAAAAUCCUCAAGGGCAAAGUUAACACCGAAAAGGUCCAACGCCUCAAGCGGCUCGUUUCAUUCAAAAAUCCCAGUGCCACUGCAGCUUUAUAUGGGACUAUCGCUCCUUCGAGCUGUUGACUUGGCAAUGACAAAUUUGGCAAUGCAAUACAUCAACUAUCCUGCCAAGACAUUGAUUAAAUCAUCUCGGGUGGUCUUUACCAUGAUCUUUGGUGUCCUUAUUACCAAAAAGUCGUACAAGUUUAUGGAUUAUUUCGUGGUGUUGUGUAUGGUGUCUGGUCUUGCAAUAUUCCUGCAUGCGGAUGCAAACUCAUCUGCAGUUUUUCAACCACUUGGUGUUAUGAUGCUGACGGUCUCUUUGCUCUGCGAUGGAGCGAUUACGAAUAUGAGUGAGAAAAUUAUGAGUCAAUAUGGUGUAGGUCAGGACGAGUUUAUUUUUCGGAUGUACUCGAUCGCCUUGGUUGCCAUUACAUCAGCUGCAAUAAUGAACGGGGAUAUGAGAGAAGGAAUCAUUUUUAUGAUGAAACCAGGGACGUAUGCUGAACAGCAAUCCAACGCGCCCCUCGGCGAGACUUCAUACUCAGUUAUCUCGAAGUGGGUGAUCAUGAUUGUUUUCUCAAGCAUGGGCUUCUUCGGAAGCUCUUGUUCAGCAGCAAUCACAAAGAACUUUGGGGCUCUGGCAAUGUCAAUAACGUCAACGGCUCGCAAAGCUACGACGCUAUUUCUCUCCUUUGUUCUUUUCAAUAACACAUGCACGUUUGAACACAUUAUUGGGAUCUUCAUCUUCAUAUCUGCAUUGGCAGCAAAAUCAAUGAGAAGAAAAGGAAAGAAGGAUAAGGAUGAGCCUGCUGGUGACAAGAUGUCGGUGGAACUAGGUUCAGGGGACAAACUCCCGGUUCCAUCUCGUGUUACUCCAGGGAUAUCAGACAGUAGCGAUCGAAGUCACCUAUCACGACGAGAAAGGAGAAAAGCAGAUGGUGCAGGAGGUAGCAGAUCUCCUUCAGUGCGCUACCAUGUAGUGUGA